Lineus longissimus is the source of this 1286-nucleotide messenger RNA. Its product is annotated as methylosome subunit pICln-like. The record is from RefSeq and is a predicted model, not a curated record. Gene Ontology annotation, cellular component: spliceosomal complex; methylosome; pICln-Sm protein complex. NCBI's taxonomy places the organism in Eukaryota, Metazoa, Nemertea, Pilidiophora, Heteronemertea, Lineidae. The coding region runs from base 143 to 802 and encodes 219 amino acids. The transcript is spliced from 4 exons. Gene Ontology annotation, biological process: cell volume homeostasis; chloride transport; mRNA cis splicing, via spliceosome.
AAAACGUGGUUGAGACGUUUUGUAAACAUCUCGAUUAAAAACACUGUCCCCACACUAAGAGAGUGUCAAAAAUCGAAAUCCUUUCGUGUGGGGUUACUUUAUAGCUUCAAGCCUUAGAAAAUAUCCAGCAGCCAAGACAGAUAUGGUGUUUUUGACCAAUUUUCCACCCCCAACUGAAGGGGUUCAGCUGUUGCAACCCAACACUGUGGCAAAUGUUGGAAAACGAGAAAUGGGAAAUGGGACACUGUACAUAGCGGAAAGCCGUUUAUCCUGGGUAGCUGAAGGAGGUCUUGGUUUUUCCAUGGAGUAUGUUGCCAUAGCAAUCCACGCAAUAUCAAAAGACAGGAGUGCAUUCCCUCAUGACUGCCUGUAUCUCCAAGCAUCCUGUAAGUUGGACAGCGAUGAGGAAAAGAGCGGGUCUGAAGAGGAAGAAGAGGACGAAUAUCCCAUCACGGAAAUCCGAUUUGUGCCACAGGAUCCUACCAAGUUGAAGGAGAUGUAUGAUGCCCUGUGCCAUUGUCAAGCCCUGCAUCCUGAUCCUGAUGAUAGUAAUUCAGAAGAUUCAGAAGCACCGGAAGAGUUUGAAGAAGGAGAUGAUUUUUAUGGCGAUGAACCAGACACAGAAUUCUUAACGAUACAGCAGCAAGCGACGUUAGAUCGAUACGAUAGCCUCUUAGCAGCAGGAGAAGCCGCGCGGGAAGCAGAAAAUGGUACGGCAGAGAAUCAGGUUAAUGGAACCGGUGAUGGAGAAUCUAUGGAAACUGGACAGUUUGAGGAUGCUAAUGACGAGGCAAUGCAAUGAUAUGUCAAAGUGGACUAUUUUUUGUGCUAAAAUUGCACGAUGAUCUAAAGAAUUUUUAUUGCAUGAUGUUAGAAAUAUUCAUCAAUUAAGGAAGUGCAUCCUAAUCCGGAAACAUUCUCAAAUAAGAGCCUGUCACAAACCAAAUACAACAAACGCAGCCAAUUAGGGCAAGUGACUGAACAGAAUAAACAACUUCAUUGGUAACCAAGGGAGAGUCCUCUCGUAUUGAAACUGUUGGUGUAACAUUAACAGUAGUCCUUACAAUCAACUACAGUCUUAAUGGCAUAGACAUUUGUUCUGCGAGUUCUCCAGCUAAAUGUUUUUGGUUCUAGAUUGAUAUAUCCUGAUAUGAUGUCAUUAGAGUUGUAGAGUGCUAUGAAAGUGUAGUAUCAUCAUCCAUUAUGCAUUUACAUAUUAAACAUAAUGUGCUGUUUGUACAAAGUCAAAAACAUUCAUUGUCAUUAAAUUUGUAUGAAUUUUGUAA